AUGGCUCGGUCACAAGUCUUUUUUGAUAUCAGCAUCGCGGAAAGGCCUGUUGGACGCAUUGUCUUUGAGCUCUACAACGAUUAUGUCCCAAGAACUGCCGAAAAUUUCCGUGCUCUCUGUACUGGAGAAAAGGGUAGAGGAGAGAAAGGAAUGCCUCUUCAUUAUAAGGGAUUACGUUUCACUCGUGCCAUCCCUAACUUUAUGAUCCAAGGGGGAGAUGUAACUCGCGACAACGGAGAAGGAGGAGAUUCAAUCUAUGGAGAGAGAUUUGACGAUGAAAGCUUUGCUCUACGCCAUACUGGACCAGGGAUUCUCACUAUGGCUAGUGCCGGACCAAACACGAACGGAUCCCAGUUCAUCAUUACAACUGCAGAAGCAUCAUUUCUUGAUGGUAAGCAUGUUGUAUUUGGAAGGGUUAUAAGUGGAAUGGGUGUGGUCAUGGAAAUCGUAGAACGAGGAAGUCUAUCAGGAGAGCUGACAGAACGUGUCAUUAUCGCUGACUGUGGAGAGCUGUAA
Molecule: messenger RNA, 516 nt
Organism: Auanema sp. JU1783
Lineage: Eukaryota; Metazoa; Nematoda; Chromadorea; Rhabditida; Rhabditidae
Source: the annotation of a GenBank genome assembly